Molecule: messenger RNA, 6659 nt
Organism: Sinocyclocheilus anshuiensis
Lineage: Eukaryota; Metazoa; Chordata; Actinopteri; Cypriniformes; Cyprinidae
Gene: tnrc6c1
Product: trinucleotide repeat containing adaptor 6C1
Exons: 22
Coding region: 518-5767 (1749 amino acids)
Biological process (GO): miRNA-mediated post-transcriptional gene silencing; positive regulation of nuclear-transcribed mRNA poly(A) tail shortening
Cellular component (GO): nucleoplasm; P-body
Molecular function (GO): RNA binding; protein binding
Source: RefSeq, a predicted model, not a curated record
UUUCCCUACCUUCUGAGCGUCGGGACAUUUACUCGUGUGGACCCGUUAACAUGCGUAUUAGCGAACUAAAGGCAUGCUGAGAUAUUCCCUUUACGCACUUUAUAUACAUCCAAAAGCUCAAACUGCCCGUGCGCGCGCUCCUGUGUGGGUGUGUGCGCGUGUAGCUGCUCCUAAGGACCGCCGAAAUGAACAGCUGAUCAACCUUAAGCUUUCUUGCUGACGUGCAAAACUGUCGUUUAAUGUCCUUUUCACUGUUUGCACUGGAGUUUUAGAGUUUUCCCCCCUCUGGAUAAAUUCCGCUGCAGAUUGAGAGGUGAAUUCCUCAACUGGAAAGUCGGGCUCGCCAUUGCAGCUCAGUGUCUGACUGCGACUGAAUAAUACCUGAUCUGUGUCAGUACGGGUAUCGACGACAACAUCGACUUCACCAUGCAGCUCAUUUGAACAGCAGACCGCAGUUGCGCCGUGUGCGAAAUAAAGCCUUGGCACAAAACACGUCACACAAGAGGAGAACCAUUUGAUGGAAGAAAAGAAAAAGAAAACGCAAGAGGAAAAGAAAAAGAAGGAAGCUGCUCAGAAAAAGGCUGCUGAACAGAAAACCAAAGAGCUGCCCCCACAGAGUGGCCUGGCAGCCCAGUAUGAGAAUAUAUCCCCCAAUCGCAGUGCCACUACAGCCUCUACCAACAGCUGCAGCGGCUGGGAUCCACUGAUUAUUGACAAGCGCGAUACGGAGGCGUGGCCUUUCAUUUCAUGCAAAGAAAGCCACGCCCCUGCAGGAUGCCCCUUGGACACUGAAAGUAUCAGUGACAUCAGCAGCAUGAGCAUGGCCACAGGAGCUGGCCAGCAAGGCCAUUUCUCCGCCAAUCACCCCAGCAAAGCCAAUGCCAGCCACUCAGGAGGUCUACUCUCUAGUCAGGGUGGGGCCAGCAGAGGCUGGGGCUCUGGCCCGUCUCCUGCCAGUGGAGGAGAAGGGGAAAAUGAAGUCUCCAGCACAUCAGUGGGAGCCAGGUGUUGGGGCUCCUCUAACUUUAACUUGAACUUAAACCCCAACGCUAACCCCUCUGCCUGGCCAGUUCUGGGACAUGAAGGGACUGGCAUGGGUGGCGGCAGCUCUGGAGGAAGCAACCCUCCUCCUCCGAAUCUCUGUAGCCCAACGGGCACUCUGCCCAGUCAGGGCCCUAGCAGCAGUGGCAGUAUAGGUGGUGCCAAUGGAAAUUCUGCAGGUAAUGGUGGCAGUGGCAAUGGCAGCACCUCAUGGGGUAGCAUUGUGCCCAGUGACUCCUCAGAGCCACACUCCACCCCAUCCACGAAUGUGUCUUUCAGCUCCGAACCUCAGAACCUUAACACUGAUGGACCAAAUCACACUAAGCAAGAGCCCAGAAGCCCUGGCCACAGCCUGCCUAACUGGGGGGUUGGACCUGCAGGCAUGGGCUCGUUUGUUCAAAAUCCAGGAGGAGCCUCACAGGUCAACGGGGAUGAAGAACCUGUUUUGGGUAAUGGAGAUGCCAAGUCUGGUGGUGGCUCAAAAGACUCUGGUUGGGACUCAGGGAGCAGCUGGGGACAAGGAGGGGCCUCAGGCACUUCUGGAUGGGGACAAACUGCCUCAACUGGAGACUGGGGUAAGCAUUCCAACCGUGAGGCCAAAGGAUGGGAUUCCUCAGGCUCUCCCACCCAAGAGCAGCAGCUCAACUCUUGGGUCCGUGGGGCCAAUGCCCCAGCCAGUGAGGGAAGCAGUGACAGCAUGGAAUGUCAUCCUCGCAGGAGGGUCUGCUCAUCAAGAGAUGAGGCUUCCCCUAUUCUGCCUACCCAGGAUAUGGACCCUCGGGUUCUAUGUAACACAGGCUGGGGACAAACACCAGUGCGUCAACACACCUCUUGGGAGACCGAAGAAGCUGCACGCGCCAACUGUAAGAAUGACGUUGGAACUGAAGCCUGGGGCUCGUCCUCAAAUGCAGCCAAUGUAGGACCAACACCAACUUCUAACAGUGCCAACCCAAACUCUGGCACUACAUCCAGACCUGACUCUGGGGGCAAGAAUGAGGGCCCCUGCCCCAGUACUGGAGCUGCACCUGGAUGGGGCACAACCAUGCCAUCACCACAAGCUAGCUCUGGUUGGGCAGAUCCAACCAGCAACAAGAAACCUUCCAGUGGUCCAGGAAGUUGGGGCAGUACCCCAGCUGGAGGUCCAGAUGGCAACCUGCAGAAAAGUGGUCAGACUUGGGGAUCAGAGGAGAAGUCUCCUACAUGGGAAGACAGUCACGCUAAAGCCAAACCACAGGGCUGGACUGAGGUGCCCAAAACUUCUCACGGAUGGGGCAAUGGACCUGGUGGAGAAAGCGGGUCUGGAGGAGAAUGGGGUGAACCAGGAGAUGGAAAGAAAAAUGGUCCCUCCAGCUCUACCUGGGAGGGAGAGGGUACCGGCUGGAACGAGAGCUCCAGAAGAUGGGGAAAGCCUGCUCCGGGAGUAGGAGGAAACUGGGGAGAUGCACAAAACUCCAGUGUGCCAUCACAAGGAUGGAAUAACAAGCCCCAGGAGGGCACCAAUGGCAAUAGUGGCAGUGGAAGCAUGGGUUCUUGGGGAGGUCCUAACUCUGUAAAGCAGAGUGGCUCUGGAUGGGUAGGAGGAAAUGGUGGAGGUGUUAAACCUGACCACACUGGAGAGCCCACUGGAUGGGAGGAGCCCUCUCCACACUCCAUCCGACGUAAGAUGGAGAUUGAUGAUGGUACCUCAGCUUGGGGUGACCCAAGCAGUUGCAACAAGACAGUCAAUCUCUGGGACAGGAAUAACCCUGGGAAGCAAGGCAAACCAGGACCUGGCAAUGCCAACAAUGUACCCAACAACCAUCACCAUCAUCCCCACCAUAACCAGCCUCCCAUGCAGACCCACAGCCAUGGAGGGCCAAUUUCAAACAAUAAUCACAUUUCCCCUGAUAAUGCUGGCCCACAUCAAACAGGGCCACCUCACAAUAGAACAACCCCUAUGAAUCCAGGAUGGGGCGAGAUGACAAAUGUCCAUUCAAAACCUGAGCCCUCAUGGGUAGAGGCAGCCGCCCCUGCAGCAAGUGUGGACAAUGGCACUUCAGCAUGGGGUAAACCCCCAGGUGGCUGGGGUGAUAAUGGCCCUGAGGUCUAUGGUCGAGGCAACGGACCUCCUGGAUCUUCCCCCUGCAAACCUGCCCCCAAAUCUAUGCAAGAUGGCUGGGGUGGUGGAGAGGACAUGGGCCUGUCUGCAGGGCAGUGGGAGCAGGAUGAGGGUGACAUGUGGAACAGCACUGCAUCUCAAGAGAGCAACUCCUCCUGCAGCUCCUGGGGCAACCCACCCAAAAAGGGCCCAUCAAAGGGAAAAGUCCCAAACAAACAGGAUGAUACUUGGAUAAUGAAUCGUCUCAUCAAGCAGCUGACUGACAUGGGCUUCCCUAGAGACCCUGCAGAAGAGGCUCUCAAGAGCAACAACAUGAACUUGGAUCAGGCCAUGAGCGCGCUGUUGGAGAAGAAGACCGAACUAGAUAAACGGGGGAUGGGAAUCUCUGACUACAACAACGGCCUAGUCAAUAAACCAAUGGGCUGCAGGCCUUCAGUCAUCUCCAAAGAAUCCUCCUCAGAUCGUCCCCCCUUCUUGGACAAGGAUGCUGGGCUAGCAGAUGAUGCCCAAACCUCACCGUUUAUGCCUUCUCCGAGCCUGAAGCUCCCAUUGGGUAGUGCUGCACUCCCUGGCCAGAGCCUUGGAGUUGCGAUGCAAAACUUGAACAACAGACAGAUGCAGAGUGGAGUGUUUGGUAGUAGCGGAGCAGCACAAGCCCGGGCCCUGCAGCAGCAGCCUCCUCCCCAGCCGUCAGUGCCACCUCUCAACUCGUCCCAGCCUAGUCUACGCGCUCAAGUGCCUCAGUUUUUCAGCCCUCAGGUUCAAGCACAGCUUUUACAGUUUGCAGCAAAAAACAUUGGUCUCAACCCUGCACUUUUAACCUCACCAAUAAACCCUCAGCAUAUGACCCUGUUGAACCAACUUUAUCAGCUGCAACUGGCGUACCAGCGUUUACAGAUUCAGCAGCAGAUGUUGCAGGCACAGCGCAGUGUUUCUGGCCCCAUCCGACAGCAAGAGCAGCAAGUUGCACGUACAAUCAAUAACAUGCAGCAACAGAUCCAGCAGCACCAGCGGCAGCUGGCUCAGGCUCUGCUGAUGAAACAACAACAGCAGCAGCCACCCGCCUCACACCCGGGCCUGCAUCCCAGCGCAGGCAAAUCAGCUCUGGACACAUUUCCAGCCCAUCCCCAGGCCUCCAGCCUCUCUGUUUCCGACCUUCAGACCAAAGAGCCGCAGUCUUCUCCAAACUCCUUCUCACCCUACCCUAUUUCUGGAUUGAACCCUAACAUGAAUGUAAACUGCAUGGAGGUGGGUGGCCUGUCCAUUAAGGACUCUCCUCAGCCUCAGUCACGCCUGUCACAGUGGACACACCCAAACUCCAUGGAGAACCUCUCUGGCAACUCCUCUCCAAUGGAGGCCAACUUCAGCAAGCAUGGUGCCAUCUCUACAGGCCCUAGUCUGGGUCCCCCAAGUAAGCCCCCGCUGGAUGACUCCUACAGUCCCUACAAUCUGAUUCCCAGCUCCGAGUCUCCUGCCAGCCCCCUGGCACCUCAUGAUAGCUGGGGUCAGGGAAAGAACACCAAUGACAAGAUCUCCAAUGGGACCAGUGUCAACUGGCCUCCAGAGUUUUGUCCAGGAGUGCCCUGGAAAGGACUGCAGAAUAUUGACCCUGAGACUGACCCCAAUAUGACCCCAGGGAGCGUUCCCAGUGGGCCCACCAUCAAUACCAACAUUCAGGAUGUGAACCGCUACCUGCUGAGAGACAGGAGUGGAGGUUCCACCCCAACUUCCUCACAGGGUGAGGCUCUGCCUCCUUCCAGCGAUUGGCCAGUCACUAGCUCUUUCAGUCUGUCCUCCCCCGAGGCAGACAGCAUAGGAAAGCUGUCUGACAUGAAGUCCACUUGGUCUCCGGGGCCCAUCUCGCACACCCAGGCUUCUCUCUCUCACGAGCUUUGGAAAGUCCCACAAGGACCCCGAAACUCAACGGCUCCCGCACGGCCGCCUCCAGGCCUGACCAACACCAAGCCCUCGUCCACGUGGGGCGGAAACACCCUGGGCCUGGUGGCUGGCUGGAGCAGCUCCUACUCUUCAGUAGGUACCACAUGGAGUACAGACAGCUCCAGCAGGAGCACUAGCUGGUUGGUUCUGAGAAACCUCACACCACAGAUUGAUGGUUCUACACUGCGGACACUGUGCAUGCAACACGGCCCGCUCAUCACAUUCCAUCUCAACCUGACGCAGGGCAACGCCGUGGUGCGCUACAGUUCUAAAGAGGAGGCUGCCAAAGCCCAAAAGUCCCUACACAUGUGUGUUCUGGGAAACACCACUAUACUGGCAGAGUUUGCUGGAGAAGAGGAGGUGAACCGCUUCUUUGCACAGGGUCAGUCCCUCACGCCCACUACCAGCUGGCAGGCCAACCCCGGCACCAAUCACACACGGCUGGGGGGCGGAGGGACGGCGGCCACACACCCCAUCUGCCACUGGAACAGCAGCAGUCUGGGAGGAGGAGGAGGAGCAGGCAGGAUGGGGUCUGGCGGGAAGGCGAGCAACGAGCUGCUGUGGGGGGGUGUACCGCAGUACUCCAGCCUGUGGGGGCCGCCCAGCACCGAAGACGGCCGAGUGGUGUGCAGCCCCACCCCAAUCAAUACGCUGCUUCCUGGAGACCUGCUGAGUGGAGAGUCCAUGUGAGAGUGCCAAGCGCUCGAACCCCCGAACCGCAGCGAAAUAUGAAACUUAACGAGCAAAAACCAAGCAAAUCAGUUGGCGAUAAUCAACGUCAGUGGAACUGUGAAAAGCCAAGAGACAGGAGGUUGAGGCCACACUUGCAUAGAGGCUGCUGGCCUUCUUCCUCUACUUUUUUGUUUUGUUUUGCGUCUCUUCGUCUGUGUUAUUUUGAUCAUUAGGCUUGGGUUACAGUAUUCUAUAGACUUCUUAUGAAGAACCGUGACUAAAAGAGAAGUGAACCUUUACCGAGACUUUUCUCUAAUAACUGAAACCAGUGUGAAAGUGUAUUUUACUACAAACCGACAAGACAAGCUGCCAUUUUUUAAAAUUCCUCUGGCACGAGCACAUCCUGUCAGCCCAAUCACAGCAUAUCGUCCUCUUCCCCCCGAAGAAACGUGCGUCAUUCCAAACCGACUUCCCCUACUCCCUGUCUUUUAGACUGGAUCCAUGGCUUUUUUCAGUUGUCCUUUGGAUCGUUUAGAUUAAUUAACAGCACUAAACUUUAGCCUUAACUGCUGAUCAGUCCCACUCCAUUUGUACUUUGAAGAAACUCAUCUUGAGAAUUGCACAUUUUCUCAUUUCUGAGCCAGGACUGUCAUGGUUUCGAUCUCAGCCGCAGCGUACGCGCAUUCGUCCUUCCUGUUUCCUUCGGUUGCCACCUGUCUUCGUAACUCUCGAAAGCACGGACAGGUAUCUGAUCCCUCUGCACAUUUGAAGCAUUUAUUCUUAAGCUGAGAGGACACGUGGACAGCUGAGGAAUAUAUUAACCACUGCUCACGAAAAACUGUACAGGAAACACUUUUUCAGAUGGACUACUUUUUCUAAACGACCUUGGUCUCUCUUUCAAAAAAAAAAA